Molecule: messenger RNA, 1236 nt
Organism: Cynoglossus semilaevis (tongue sole)
Lineage: Eukaryota; Metazoa; Chordata; Actinopteri; Pleuronectiformes; Cynoglossidae
Product: general transcription factor II-I repeat domain-containing protein 2-like
Exons: 1
Coding region: 1-1236 (411 amino acids)
Source: RefSeq, a predicted model, not a curated record
AUGUCUUCAUCAAAGCCUGCAGUGAAGAGAAGGGUUGGUGACGAGCACAGACAAUUUCAAGAAAAGUGGGAGACGCAGUAUUUCUUUCUUGAGCACAGGGGCAUCCCCACAUGUCUUAUUUGCACAGAGAAACUUGCAGUGCACAAAGAAUACAAUGUUAAACGCCAUUAUUCAACUAAACAUGCUGAGGAAUGUGCAAAAUACCAGGGGGAUAAGAGAGCCAAGCGGAUUGCCAGUCUUAAAGCAUGUCUACUGAAGCAACAAGAUUUCUUCAAGAAAGCAACCAAAGAGAAUAUUGCAGCAGUAGAAGCUAGCUACAUGGUUAGUGAGAUGAUUGCUAAGGCAGGGAAACCAUUCACAGAAGGCGAGUUUGUUAAAAAAUGCAUAUUACAGGCUGCAAGUAUUAUCUGUCCGGAAAAGAAAAGUCAGUUUAGCAACAUGAGCCUUUCUGCCAACACUGUGGCAGAGCGCAUUUCUGACCUGUCAAGUGACAUUUAUCAACAACUGUGUGAGAAAGCAAAAUGUUUUGAUGCAUACUCAGUCGCUCUUGACGAGAGCACAGACAUAACAGACACUGCUCAGCUCACAAUUUAUCUCCGUGGUGUUGAUAGCAAUUUUGAAGUGACGGAGGAGCUGCUCACAGUAAUUCCAAUGCAUGGCCGGACCACCGCUAAUGAGAUAUCUCGUCAUCUAUGUGAUGCCAUUGAGAAUGCCGGUUUGCCAUGGAAGAGGUUUGUUGGAAUAACAACUGACGGAGCGCCAUCAAUGACAGGGAGGAAAAAUGGACUGGUGGCACUGGUGGUUCAAAGGAAACUGGAAGAGGAGGGUGUAGAGGAGGCCAUUGCUCUGCACUGCAUUAUCCAUCAGCAGGCUCUUUGCAGCAAAUGCCUGAGGUGUGAUAAUGUGAUGUCUGUUGUUGUAAAUUGCGUCAACCAAAUCAGAUCCAGGGGCUUAAAGCACAGGAGGUUCCGUGCUUUUUUAGAGGAAAUGGAGUCAGAAUAUGAAGAUGUGCUCUAUUUCACCGAGGUACGUUGGCUCAGUAGGGGAAAUGUCUUGAAAAGAUUUUUUGAGUUGAGAGAAGAAGUGAAAGCCUUCAUGGAGAAGGAUGGGAAGGCUGUUCCUGAGUUAAGUGAUCACAAAUGGCUCAUGGACUUAGCUUUUCUUGUUGACAUCACACAUGAGCUGAAUAUACUGAACACAAAGUUACACUCAUCUGCGCUGCCUAUGACAACGUGA